Podospora bellae-mahoneyi is the source of this 2085-nucleotide messenger RNA. RefSeq lists its product as uncharacterized. Lineage: Eukaryota; Fungi; Ascomycota; Sordariomycetes; Sordariales; Podosporaceae. The record is from RefSeq and is a predicted model, not a curated record. The coding region runs from base 1 to 2034 and encodes 677 amino acids. Gene Ontology annotation, molecular function: DNA-binding transcription factor activity, RNA polymerase II-specific; zinc ion binding. The transcript has 4 exons. Gene Ontology annotation, biological process: regulation of DNA-templated transcription.
AUGGCCCUGAUUGAGGCUUCUGUGUUUCCUCCUUUUCCGAGCCCCCUUCCUUUCUCGAAUGUUCAGGCUCCUCUCCCGCCCGCAGGGUGGGAAGAGCUAUUCCCUGAGGUUCACCACCAAGUGCUGGUGAAUGGCUUGGACAAGAAUGAGCAAGACGAGCCUAUCGUAUCUGAGGUGGAGCUCUUCGGUCUGUUUGAUGGUGCGCUGGGUGGUCAGGACUUUCUCGACUUGGAGGCCCCUUUGGAAUCUUUCGCUAAGGAACCUGAGCUUGGUCAGAUUCGGUCUUCCCCACUGCCACAAGUCCAACCAGUUAUCCAACUAUCGAGCCCCGACACAUUAGGUCUCUCAUCCCAGACUGUGUCUGUAUCCCCGAAGACCGUGACGUCCAACCCCUUAUCAGAAUCGCCCAAGACUGUCGCCUCCAAGACACUGUCACCCGUUGAGAGUCCUACGACCACAGCCACCCAGCAAAUUCAGUUUCUUCAGUACAAUCCUGCCAGGCCCACAAAGAGGAUCCCAAAGGCAUCCCGUCCUCACAAUGGGAGACCUCCGACCACAGAGAGAAAGCCACGUUCUGUGACCAAAAGAAAGAACGUGCUGCUGGAGAAUGAAGCUUCCGUGAUAUCGAAGAAGAAAGACGCAAGUGGUAAACUGCAGUCAGUCGUGGAGGUCUGGGGGAAGCAUCAAACGGUGCGCAAGGAAGCCAGCGAGGAAGAGAAACAGAACACUCGAUACAAUCGGGAGCAUGGUGCCUGCGAAAAGUGUAGGAAACAAAAGCUCAAGUGUGUCCAAAUGGAACUGCAAUACACACCAUGCGCAAGAUGCCUAAAGUUGUACCUGAAUGACCUCAAGAGGAUGCAGAAUGGAGGCCCUUUCAAGGUUCAGCCCUGUGUCAGAAUCGAGAUCCUUGGCCUUCCUCUGCACCGAAAGGGUCCGACAAAAUAUUCAGAACUCGAUACCUGGCUUCCUCAGAAACAGGCCCAGCUGGAAUGGCACACUUUUGACAACACCACUCGAGUGUUAAAACUUACUCAAGGUUUCGGGGAGGGAAUGGAUAAUGCACUGCGUCUCCGGGUGUCCAGAUUCAAGCCUGGACCAGGAGACCGCACUGCGUACUUCUGGACUGACGAGAAGACCGGGCUAUUGCGUUCCAUGGAGAUGCCGCCCUACUUCAUCAGCGACAUGGAUGCCGCCAAAGCCAGUGUUGUCGAGUUUCUUCGCAAUGCUCGCUCCGUCUACAUAGACACCCUACUCGGUGAUGCCAGCCCGAUAACUCGCAAGACGUUUGAGUCUGCUUUGAGAUUCUCAGCUUUUGGUCAGAGCAAACUGGUAUCUCUUGCCCUCGACACCUGGGUUGCCGCACGGUUCAUUGAAAGUCACUGGCGUGUCUUCGAGGGUGGUGAGGAAAUCGGGGCUCAUCCCACCGCCGAGGCCGGCCAUCCUUACGACGGCUUCAUCCCAGUAACACCAAUCAUGGAUACGCAGCUCGACAACUUGGUAAUUGCAGAUCUGCUAGCGCCGAUGAGAGAAGAGCUUCUCAAGCGGCUCAAGGCAAAGAUUGACGAGAAGAAGCGCUCCAACUGGCUGGAGAUUUACCUCACGCUUUUUGUGAUAAUGUCCAACACCGGUUGGAUCAUCAAAGACAUGAUUGCCAUGACCACGUGGAAGGGCCUCAAGAUGGGCAAUCGUGGGGGACAACUGACAAGAGGGUACAUUCACGCCUCCAAAUCUCUGCUCUCGUGCUUUCACUACGCCUGCUCCGGGUCAUUUCCUCUCACGAUACCGGAGAAUGAGCUGAAGAAAGGAAACCACAACAUGACCAGCGACCAGAUUGAGUACAUGGCCUUUGUGCAGCAAGAGCUUGCCCGUGAAGGUUCCAAGCAUGCCAACUGGAAGAGUCUGGACAUGUACAAGGACGAUGAAUACUGGACCCACCAGCUACUGUGCAAGGAUUGGAAGGGAGACGCGCCUUACACAGCAGGACCAAUCGAUGACUUUACCGAGGAUGAUUUUCUUUCUUCUUCUACUACGUGAUCGCGCUGCUUCAGGGGCGUUUUCGGGACAGUUAUCUGGAUUCAAAGGGCU